This is a messenger RNA of Rubroshorea leprosula, 989 nucleotides long. Lineage: Eukaryota; Viridiplantae; Streptophyta; Magnoliopsida; Malvales; Dipterocarpaceae. The record is from the annotation of a GenBank genome assembly.
GAAUUUGCCAAAAAUCCAUUUGAUGGAGCCUUCAUGCUUAACAGAGUAAGAAUUGAUGAAAAUAAAACAACUUCUAACACAUGCAACCGCUUGUUGUGCUCCAACAGAAAACUAAAAUCGACCUUUCCACCAUAAAGUCGGCUUUAGUCCUUUUUAGCCAUGAAUCACGCCCCAAAGACUCUUUAACAUCUUUUCUAAAGAAACUCCGCUAAAGCUCCAAAGAAUAAACCUUCGACUUUCAACGUAGAACCGCCUCCAUUCACGUUCAAAUUCGAGAAAUCAAACCCUAACUUGAGCCAAAAAACACACAAGUAACCUUCUCCUUCCCGGCUACUCUCUCUUGCAACAGCUCAGUACCAAGUUCUGAUGCGCACAAAAUCGCAAUCGUUUAAAGCAUUUCGUUCUCAAACCAGCUCCGUAAGAAAGCAAGAUUUCGAAGCAGAAUCAUUGAAAUCAAAGAAACAGCAACGAAGUCUACAGACCGGUUCCGUUUCCGAUCCAGUUCCACCACCGGAAAUCGAAAUUAUCAACUCCACCAACUCCACCGGCGGAACGAAGUUCAAGAAAAGUACUGACACUGAGCUCCCCCUGCAGCACCGAUUAGAUUGUUUGGAAGUGAGAAAAGGAAAAAAGCGGAAAGGAAAAGAAGAGACGGAAAAAGGAAGUCAUGGGAUCAAGGAGAAGGGAAACAGAAUUGUGGCCGGGAAAUCAGAGGAAGAAGAAAAGCAGAACGAAAACAAAACAGGCUUUAUGUGGGGAGCUUUCCUUUUAGUAAUUAAUUUUAAUUUAAUGAGAACAAGCCGACAUAUUAUAGACUGAGGCAAUCAGGGGAGGGGAGAGAUUUUUUUUAUUUUUUUUUACUUUUUAUUCUGAACACUUAGUAUCCGAAAACCUCUUUGAUUAUCGACUAAUUUAAAUUUGAGAUAGAUAAAACUUAAUAGGUGGUAAAAUUUUUUUUUCAUAACCUUUAAUAAAAUUGUAUUUUUAAG